AAACUUCAAACUAGCUUUGCAAAUUACAAGGAGAUCAUUGAAUUGCUUACUAGCUAGUUUGAUUAAUAUGGCAGGCAAUGUGUUUGGAGACCCCAUCACUGAUGAGGAUGUAAAAAUACUUUAUCCAGAGAAGACCGACAUAACGCGCAAAGACAGAGCUGAAGUGGCUUUCCUAAACAUGAACUCUAAGGGGAGGGACGCCAAUGCAAAAACCUUUGUGAACAACCUUAAGGAAAGGUAUGGCAAUGGAAUCUCUGCACUUUGCAUGAUUUUCAAUGCUACCGGAGAUACUUUAACAUACGCCGGCAAAAAUGACUGGCAUGGCCAUGUUUAUGAAUCCCCAUACCCUGCCAAGAUUCAAAAUGGGCAGUGGGGUGCUUUUCUCCAUGUCCACCCUUCAUGGUUUGCUGGUUCGGAAUCCGCCGUCAUCUACCGCGGCUACAACGGCGACGCUUAUCUCUGUGACUGGUUGCUUUCUUGGGGCAUUCCCUAUGUUGGUGAUAAUCAUGCUUAUACUGAAAUCCGUGAAGCUCGCCAUUAUGAAACUGAUCACUGGGACUAUAUUAAAGGUUUGCUGGAAAAUCAAUCCACUAAACAUGAAGACUCUUGGAAUGGAUGCUACUCAAUUGUGACAAUUGGAGAAGGCACUUCUCCUGAGUAUGUUGGAAUAAUGACCUUGGAUGGUGUCACUAAAUAAUUAGUACGAUGCAAGUGCAGGUGCAAGUGCAAGGAAGGCCCUCUAUCUAUGUUGUACUUUAAUGGUUGUCGAGUGUGAUAAUUAAGGACGGUGCUUCCAUAUAUGCCUAUCCAUAUGGACUAGCUUACUUGUCCAUGUGUGUUAAUUUUUCUCUUUUAUUAUCCUUCAAGUGUUUGUUGGGUAAUUUUAUAAGCUUUGUAGCAAAUAAGAUGCUUUGUUUGAUUUGAUGAGAGUUAAUAAUUAAUAAUGAUUUGGUGUGACCCAUAA
Molecule: messenger RNA, 964 nt
Organism: Ziziphus jujuba (common jujube)
Lineage: Eukaryota; Viridiplantae; Streptophyta; Magnoliopsida; Rosales; Rhamnaceae
Product: 23 kDa jasmonate-induced protein
Exons: 2
Coding region: 68-697 (209 amino acids)
Source: RefSeq, a predicted model, not a curated record